AUGGCGGACUAUGCAAGCUUGAAGGUCACUGACCUGAAAGCAGAGCUGAAGAAACGAGGAAUCCCACAGACUGGCUUGAGGGUAAAGCAGAAUUUCAUUGAUCGACUCAUUCAAGAUGAUAAUGCGCGCGCAGGCGCACAGCCUGGCCCGCCAGUCGAACCCGCAACGGCACCAAUACCAGACACGACACCGCAGGUGACAACAGCUCCAGUAUAUCAACAACCGCCAGCUCAAGCUCCAGAAGCUCCGUUACCCCAGAUGAUACCAUCUAUGCCAGUCGACCAGCCUCCCGUGGCCCCCGCAGCUCCUGUGCAGGGAGUUACAGCGGCUGAGGUACACACGACUGUCGUUCCCGAUGCUCCUGCGCCCGCUGUCGUCGAGAAAGUUACCAGCAUUUCACAACUUAUUGAGCCUGUGGCAGCUCCUCCUGUCGCCCAAGCACCGGCACCAACACCUAAGCCAGCUGUGGUUGAACCUGAGCCUGCUCCAGUUACCGAGUUGGUGGUGGAGGAUAUCACACCAACGCAACCCGAACCCGCGCAGGACGAAAGCGCCACGAAAGCCUCGUCCGCUGAUGUUGAGGUCUCAAAGGAAGAUACGGAUGACUCUAGGAAGCGCAAACGGCGCAGCGAGUCCCCACCACCGUCCCCAAGGAGCCUCGCUUUGAAGAAAGCUAGACUCGAGGAGGAACAGCAGCAGGAAGAGCAAUCUCGUCCUGUAGCCGAAGAAGCUAUAGUAGAAAAGGAAAAUACACAGGAACAAGAACCUUCAAGCGCUACACCAGUGGCUGCUGCACCGCCGGCUCAAGAUGUGGAUGUGGAGAUGGAGGAGGCUACUCCUCUGAUGUCAGAACCGAAACUGGAUACCGAUGAGAUUGAAGAUAAACCACGAGCAGGAAACGAAGCGGCGGCCCAGGAGGAGCCCUUGGAGAGAGCAGAAAAACCACAUGCGCAAAGGCGCUCAGUUGCUGAUGCUCGGUUCAAGGGUUUGUUCCCUGCUACGAACGGCGCUCCCUUGCGACCUGAGUCGCCACCUCCAGCAGAAGGGGAUGACCGCAUGAUUACUCCCGCCCUACACCCAGCAACUACCUCGUUAUAUAUUCGGGACUUCAUGCGGCCUUUGCAGCCAGCUACAUUAAAACGACACCUGUGCUCUCUAGCAGUACCACCCAAUUCAUCUCCAGAUCCAGAUGUCGUGAUAGAUUUCUUUUUGGAUUCAAUCAAAACCCACUGCUACGCCAGCUUCACGAGCAUUGCUGCCGCCUCUCGGGUCCGAGCAGCGUUGCACGACGCAAUCUGGCCCGAGGAACGCACUCGCAAACCUCUCUGGGCGGAUUUCAUCCCUGAAGAAAAGGUGAAGGAAUGGAUAGAAAUCGAACAAGCGCCCGGAAAUAGCGGGCGUGGCGCCCCUCGCUGGGAAGUUGUGUAUGACGACACCGAGGAUGGAGUCAAGGCACGACUCCAAGAAGCAUCGUCUAUAAACAGUGGACCACCUCGUCUCCACGAUAACGGCCAUGGAGACGCACACGCGAGCUUUGGUCGAGAACCACCAACUGGCCCUCGAGCGGACAGGAUGGCCCCCGGAGGACGUCCGGGGAGCCAACAACAAGGCCAUGCUCCUAGUAAAAUGCCGGAGCAUGGCUUCAAGGCCCUUGAUGACCGAUUCCUAUCCACUACCGCGAAGCCUAAGCUCUACUACCUACCUGUAUCCCGUGAAGUGUCAGAUAGACGUCUAGAUCGAUUCGACGAUCUGAUCAAGGCCGGCCCUGUGUCCAAACGUGGCGGUGACGAGAUGUUUAGAUAUACGUUUGAAGACACUGACGAGUUCGUCGUGCAGGGGCCAGAAUACGGUUCUCGACGUGGUGGCAGAGGAGGAAGAGGAGGCGGAGGCCGUGGCGGUGGUGGACGGAGCGAUUGGGGAGGCGGCUGGAGAGAAGGCAACUGGAGAGGUAGAAGGUGA
Molecule: messenger RNA, 1959 nt
Organism: Arthroderma uncinatum
Lineage: Eukaryota; Fungi; Ascomycota; Eurotiomycetes; Onygenales; Arthrodermataceae
Product: SAP domain-containing protein
Exons: 1
Coding region: 1-1959 (652 amino acids)
Source: RefSeq, a predicted model, not a curated record